Messenger RNA from Bacillus rossius redtenbacheri, 2539 nucleotides. Its product is annotated as integrin beta-PS-like. The record is from RefSeq and is a predicted model, not a curated record. Bases 1 to 2472 code for a protein of 823 amino acids. Gene Ontology annotation, cellular component: integrin complex; cell surface; focal adhesion. NCBI's taxonomy places the organism in Eukaryota, Metazoa, Arthropoda, Insecta, Phasmatodea, Bacillidae. The transcript is spliced from 16 exons. Gene Ontology annotation, biological process: cell migration; cell-matrix adhesion; integrin-mediated signaling pathway. Gene Ontology annotation, molecular function: integrin binding.
AUGAAUGAAGGAAUAUUUCUCGAGGGAAGGGCGGAGGGACUUCCGGCGGCGGCGGGCCGCAUCCGGCGCGGCAGCUGCCCCCUGGGCCGGCGGCCGCAGUCCGCCAUGAGCCCCCUGCCGGCGCUGGUGGCGCUGGUGGCGCUGGUGGCGCUGGUGGCGCCGGUGGCGCUGGUGGCGCCGGUGGAGCCGGUGGAGCCGGCGGCGCAGACCCCGUGCGCCGCGGCGCGGGACUGCGGGCAGUGCGUCACCACGCCUUCGUGCGCCUGGUGCGCGGACCAGGAAUUGGACGAGAAAUUUGGACAGCUGCGGUGUCGGAGCACCCGGGACAAAGAGUCGCUCGAGAAGUGGUGCAGGAAGGAAUACCUGAUAAACCCAGAGUCCGACAGAACAUCGCUCAUCGAAGACGAGCCCUUCAAGGACUUCAGCGCGGACGAAGGGACAGGUCCGGUGCAGCUCCGACCCCAGCGGGUGAAACUAAGCAUGAGAGUAGGAGAGUUCUCCAACCUGACGAUCAGGUACCGGCGGGCGAGACGGCCCGUGGACGUGUACCUGCUGCAGGACGAGGCGAGCCAUGGCGUCGCGGCGUCGCUGUCCGAGGGUCUGCGGGGCCUGGCCCCCGGACUGAGGGUCGGCCUGGGCAGCUUCCUCGACAAGCCCGCUGCGCCCUUCACCCGGUUUACGGGACAAGGGGUGUUGAGCCAUGAUGGUCAUCGACGCAUGCACAGCUUCAAAAACCACGUGGCGCUCACGGAGAACAUAGAUCUCGUACAGGCGGCCGCCGGGGCGCUGGGGGCGGGCGAGGCCCGGGGAGACGCCCCGCGCGGACUGCUGGACGCCCUGCUGCAGGCGGCGGCCUGCCCGCGCGAGCUGGGCUGGCGUCGCGACGCCCUGCGCCUGCUCGUCGCCGCCACAGAGGCAGACUUCCGCGCGGCGGGGGAGGCCAGGCUUGCAGGGGUGGUGGAGCCUCAUGACGGAGAUUGCCACCUCGACGCCAGUGGAGAUUACACACAUUCUCUUCUGUUCGAUUACCCGUCCAUAUCACAGGUGAAGAAGACGUCGAAAGAAAACAAAAUCAAUGUAAUAAUAGUUUCCCCCGAGGAAUCAGCGGAGCUGUAUCGAAUUUUAGAAGAAUCAGUCGACGAAGUCUCAGUUCUAUCGUACCACGAAACCCAAAAUUUUUCUUCUUAUAUUGCAAGGGAAUACAAGAGGAUCGCCGAGGCAGUGCGGCUGACGGACGACCGGGCAGACCACGUGGACCUGAAGUACUACAGCAGCUGCGGCGGCCGGGAGGUGUCGGAGCGGCACAGCUGCCUCCUGGGGGACUCGGACCAGGAGGUCGUCUUCACCGCCAGGAUCAAGGUGGCGAGCUGCCCGGGGGCGGAGGCCGGGGGCGGCUGGAGGCGGCUCGAGAUCGCGGCCUCGGGGGCGGAGGACCGCCUCGUGGUGGAGCUGGAUGUGGCCUGCGACUGCGCCCGCUGCGACGCCGACCCGCGCCUGAGCGAGGCCAACUCGUCGCGGUGCGGGGCGCGCGGGGACCUGCGCUGCGGAGUGUGCGCGUGUCUGGACGGCCGGCUGGGCGCACACUGCGAGUGCCCCGGCUCCGCCGCCCCGCGGGACAGCCCCGCGUGCCGCGGCGCCGACGGCAGCACGUGCUCGGGCUACGGCGCCUGCGUGUGCGGCACGUGUGUGUGCGCCGCCAGGCCGGACCCCAGCCAGAGGUACUACGGCCGGCUGUGCGAGUGCGACAACUUCUCGUGCAAGCGGCACGAGGGCCGCGUGUGCGCCGACCACGGCGAGUGCAGCUGCGGCAAGUGCACGUGCCAGCCCGGCUGGACGGGCGAGGCGUGCCAGUGCGCCGACACGGCGGAGGGCUGUCGGCGGCCCGGGGAGGCCGCCGUGUGCAGCGGCCGCGGCUCCUGCGAGUGCGGCCAGUGCGUGUGCGCGCGCACCCAAGAAGGACACCACUACUCGGGCCAGUACUGCGAGGAGAGUCCGACCGGACCCGGACUCAAAUGCAAGUUGUUCCAAACAUGCGCCGAGUGCGAAGUCAACAUGGUCCAGUCGUCAUACGAGUGUUUGAACUGCUCCUUCUACAACACCGUUCUGCUGGACGACAUUACAGACGAUGGUUACGACAGCAACGUUGAUAAAAUCUGCCCGGUGUCACGUGAUGAGAACUGUGUAUUUUACUACCGCUACAGGUUUCAGAACGGCUUGUAUCACCUCUGGGUUCAAAAAGAACUGGACUGCAGUCCAAACAUACUAGGGAUCGUGUUCGGCGUGGCGGGCUUCACGCUGCUGGCGGGGCUCGCGGCUCUGCUCGCCUGGAGGCUGCUCGCCGCGGUGCACGACCGGCGGGAGUUCGCCAGGUUCGAGCGGGAGCGCGCCAGGGCCACGUGGCACCAGCACGGCAACCCCCUCUUCAGGCCCUCCACCACCUUCUUCACCAACCCCACCUUCGGCAAGGAGUGAACAUCGGUCGUCCUCUUGUUUCCUCUCAGACAUUGUAUUUUUGCUACAUAAAUCCUGUUAAGAAAAA